CCCGCCUCCUAGCAGGAGGGGGUUUCCGCUUCCGGCAGCGGCGGCUGAAGCCUCGCUCUGGUCCCUGCGGCUGGCGGCCGAGCCGUGUGUCUCCUCCUCCGCCGCCGCCAUAUUGUCUGUGUGAGGAGAGGGGAGAGCGGCCGCCGCCGCUGCCGCUUCCACCACAGUUUGAAGAAAACAGGUCUGAAACGAGGUCUUACCCCCAGCUGCCUCUGAACACGGUGACUUGCCAGAUCUCCAAACAUCAAGUCCAGCUUUGUCCGCCAACCUGUCUGACAUGUCGGGACCCGUGCCAAGCAGGGCCAGAGUUUACACAGAUGUUAAUACGCACAGACCCCGAGAAUACUGGGAUUACGAAUCACAUGUGGUGGAAUGGGGAAAUCAAGAUGACUACCAGCUGGUUCGAAAAUUAGGUCGGGGUAAAUACAGUGAAGUAUUUGAAGCUAUCAACAUCACAAAUAAUGAAAAAGUUGUUGUUAAAAUUCUCAAGCCAGUAAAAAAGAAGAAAAUUAAACGUGAAAUAAAGAUUUUGGAGAAUUUGAGAGGAGGUCCCAACAUCAUCACAUUGGCAGAUAUUGUAAAAGACCCUGUGUCACGAACCCCUGCCUUGGUUUUUGAACACGUAAACAACACAGACUUCAAGCAAUUGUACCAGACGUUAACAGACUAUGAUAUUCGAUUUUACAUGUAUGAGAUUCUGAAGGCCCUGGAUUAUUGUCACAGCAUGGGAAUUAUGCACAGAGAUGUGAAGCCCCAUAAUGUCAUGAUUGAUCAUGAACACAGAAAGCUACGGCUAAUAGACUGGGGUUUGGCUGAGUUUUAUCAUCCUGGCCAAGAAUAUAAUGUCCGAGUUGCUUCCCGAUACUUUAAAGGUCCUGAGCUACUUGUAGACUAUCAGAUGUAUGAUUAUAGUUUGGAUAUGUGGAGCUUGGGUUGUAUGCUGGCAAGUAUGAUCUUUCGGAAGGAGCCAUUUUUCCACGGACAUGACAAUUAUGAUCAGUUGGUGAGGAUAGCCAAGGUUCUGGGGACAGAAGAUUUAUAUGACUAUAUUGACAAAUACAACAUUGAAUUAGAUCCACGUUUCAAUGAUAUCUUGGGCAGACAUUCUCGUAAGCGAUGGGAACGCUUUGUCCACAGUGAAAACCAGCACCUUGUCAGCCCUGAGGCCUUGGAUUUCCUGGACAAGCUACUGCGAUAUGACCACCAGUCACGGCUCACAGCAAGAGAGGCCAUGGAACACCCCUAUUUUUACACUGUUGUGAAGGACCAGGCUCGAAUGGGUUCAUCUAGCAUGCCAGGGGGCAGUACGCCUGUCAGCAGCGCCAAUAUGAUGUCAGGGAUUUCUUCAGUGCCAACCCCUUCACCCCUUGGACCUCUGGCAGGCUCGCCAGUGAUUGCUUCUGCCAACCCCCUUGGGAUGCCUGUUCCAGCUGCCGCUGGUGCUCAGCAGUAAUGGCCCCGUCUGUCUCCUGAUGCCUGACCAGAGGUGGGGGAGUCCACCCCUCUCCUUGAUGCAGCUUGCGCCUGGCGGGGAGGGGUGAAACACUUCAGAAGCACCGUGUCUGAACCGUUGCUUGUGGAUUUAUAGUAGUUCAGUCAUAAAAAAAUUAUAAUAGGCUGAUUUUCUUUUUUCUUUUCUUCUUUUUUUUUUUUUUUAACUCGAACUUUUCAUAACUCAGGGGAUUCCCUGAAAAAUUACCUGCAGGUGGAAUAUUUCACGGACAAAUUUUUUUCUCCCCUUCCAAAUUUAGUUCCUCAUCACUAAAGAACAAAGAUAAACCAGCCUCAAUCCUGGCUACUGUGUUUGGGUGGAGAUUUCUUCCCAUUUUCACCAUUGCUCCUCCAGCAUCCCACACUUUGGGGGGUUUGUAUCUCAUGCUCUUCUCCAGAGAUUACAAAAAUGUAGCUUCUCAAGGGAGGUGGGAAAGAAGGAGGCAGGAAGAAAGGAAGGGAGGACCCAAUCUACAGAGCAGUGUACUUACUGCUAGUCACUUAUUAUUUUACAGAAGUGCUUCAGUGGGGUUAUCCUGGUGACUCUAGUGGAAGCGUGUUUUAGUUACAUUGAGAUGUUGAAAAUCUACCCAAAAUCCAGACAGAUCCUAAAACCUCUGUUCAGUAUGAAUCAUGUCUUAACAACCUAUCCCUAAACCCACUCACUUAUGAUUUUAGUUUUAGUUUAGUUUAAAAUUUUGAUACCUUCCCUCCUAGGCUCCUUACCUUGGUCUUUUCCCCUUUCAUCUCCCAACAUGCUGUGCUCCAUAGCUUGUGUGAGGGGGAGGCAAAGUCUUUUUCUAUUGUCUUUGACUUGGCCACUUUGAAUUCAGUUAGUUACUGGGCAUAACUUACUGCUUUUUACAAAAGAAACAAAUAUUGUCUAUGUAGAUUUCAUGCUAGCAAAUCUAAGCUAAUGGGAGAUGUGGCCACAUUGAGUUCCAUUUUAAGUUUUCUACCUUCUUUUCCUCCUACCUUCCCCUUCCCUCACAUACCAUCCAGUGAGAAGACCUACUCCUCAGUCUUGUAAAUGUAUCUGAGAGGUAGGAGCAGAGCCACUAUCUCCAGUGAAACUGAAAUGGUAGACCUGUAAUCGUGGGACAAUUAUAUCUCUUGUUACAGCCCUGCCACCCCUUGCUGUGUGUAUAUAUAUAAUACUUUGUCCUUCAUAUGUGAAAGAUCCAAGUGUUGGAAUUCUUUGGUGUAAAUAAACGUUUGGUUUUAUUUAUCAA
Microcebus murinus (gray mouse lemur) is the source of this 2723-nucleotide messenger RNA. It is a transcript of the gene CSNK2A1, whose product is annotated as casein kinase 2 alpha 1. Gene Ontology annotation, biological process: peptidyl-threonine phosphorylation; peptidyl-serine phosphorylation; regulation of cell cycle. The record is from RefSeq and is a predicted model, not a curated record. Gene Ontology annotation, molecular function: ATP binding; protein serine/threonine kinase activity. Gene Ontology annotation, cellular component: cytosol; protein kinase CK2 complex; nucleus. NCBI's taxonomy places the organism in Eukaryota, Metazoa, Chordata, Mammalia, Primates, Cheirogaleidae.